Molecule: messenger RNA, 837 nt
Organism: Eimeria maxima
Lineage: Eukaryota; Apicomplexa; Conoidasida; Eucoccidiorida; Eimeriidae
Exons: 3
Coding region: 1-837 (278 amino acids)
Source: RefSeq, a predicted model, not a curated record
AUGGUGCUCGAACUUCUAGGCUUCAGGUCGGCUGCAGCUUUGCCCGGGCACCUGCAUGCGGCACUAUUGCAACUGCUCCUUAUGGGGUCUGGUGGCCCCUUCUGCAGGCGACCGCUAGACCCACUUGCAACUCCUGGAACAGCAGGCCAUCCUCUCCCGCUUAGGAGCGAGGGAUGUGUUAUUCAUUGCCUCUUUGCCGAUUGGCUCACGAAGACUAGCAAGUGGCUCAAAGUGCCUCGUUAUCGCUACGUUAUGCUUCUUUCAGUUGAGCCUAAGCCUGAAAUGGAGGAUGGGCAACAACUGGUAACCAGUAACAACAGCAACAGCCAACCAGAAAGAGUGGUUGAAGAAACUCCUCAAGGACGCAUGGUAGAAACUGAAGUCUCUGUGUUGAGGCGAAAGCACGUACAGAAGCCUCCCCCUCAUUUGCUCCUUGUCACAUUUAAGGCUCCUGAGGAGCUCCUUGCCUGCGAUGGUCAUGAGUCUGUUGACUCCUACAUCAUGCAAAGGGCUGAGCCGUCAGAGGUCUUCUCUAUUGACAGUACCCACAGAGCUCUCUGCCACCGCGUCCCGUCUGGAAAGGACACUCAGCUUGUAUUGGUGAGCCUGAUUAUCACACUUUUCAACGUCACGUACUCUCGCCAUAUCCCAGAGCCACGAGAGCCAAAUCCUAACGGCUUAUAUAUUCAUGGUCUCUCAACUUCUUUCCUCAGAUUGUCGAAGGUUUGGGUGGCCGGCUCCUUGUACUGGGGGAGAUUUCUCGCUCUGCAGCAUCUCCAUCUGCUACAGGAGUUCAGGCUAGUCGAUCGUCUCCACUGGAGCAGCUUGCAUAUCUGA